UAGGGCAGGGCUUCCGUUACGGACAGUCCAGUUACAGUGCUCUCUGUACGCACGGAUCUCGCGGCGUGGGCUAACGAGUCGCGGUGGUUGUAAUCGGGAAGGAGAGACGCUCCGAAGAGAGGACACUCGUCGUCUUGAUUAGCAUCGGGCUGCGCCGCUGAUUUUCCCUCUGGAUCACCAACGCCGACGCGCGUCUCUCCGCCGCAGAUCGCUACAGCUGAUCCAGGAUGAGACACUUUGGCCGCUGUUGCGCGUACCUGAUCGCCGUCCUGCUGGCCACGGCCUCGGCAAGGUCGGCCGAGACCAACCCGACCAACUCCAUCGACGAGGAGACCGCGAGGUCGACCGGCAACAGCAACGUGUUCGGCGACCUGCGGCAGAUCUACCAGGUGUACAAAGAGUGCGCCGACGAGGAGCUCAGCCCUUGUCUGAAGGUCAGGCUGCUGUCCGCGGUGGACAGGAUGUACAGGAGCAUCGAGUUGAACGUGGCCGACGGUGUCACGUUCGUUCGCGACGACCCGGUCGUCAACGAGGAGCCGGCCAAGUCUAUCCAGGAGAUAGAGGUCACUCUGCCUAGAGCGUUGGACGACAAGGAGGACGCGCUGAACACCAUGAUCUUCGACAAGGUGGUUAAGUUCUUCCAGAGCCAUACGCUGAAGCUGAAGCUGCCGAACGUCGAGGAGCUGCAACGUAGCCUCGUUGAGGAAGGUCGCAAGAAGAAGAAGAAUCUCAGCGGCUUACUGGCCAUCCCCCUGCUGAUCGGCGGCACCCUGGUCCCGCUGGCUUUGGGCGCCUUGGCCUUGCUCGCUGGCAAAGCGUUGAUCGUCAGCAAGCUCGCGCUGGUGCUCGCCUCGAUCAUCGGCCUGAAGAAGCUGGUGUCCGGCGGCGGGGAUCAUGGCCACGAGGUCGUCCAAGUCGGCGGAGGCCACGGGUCGAGCGGAUGGGCGCGGUCGAGCCACGACCUCGCCUACUCCGCCUACAAGCCGGCGUCGACCUAGGAAAAACAAUGGCCCCGCGUCAACAUCACUUCGCAAUCUCAUCGGACUUCGCUUUCACGGGCGCCGCUACUCGCCCAUAUCUCGCCUCCACGAAUCCCCGUGUCGCCGCGCACACCCGCGUCUACGCUCCCCCAUGACACCGCGAGCGCCCGUUCCGCGUCAUCCUCACUAUUUAUUGUUCCCCGCGGUGCUGCGAGGCAGCCAUGUAUAUUUAUAGAUACGCAAAUAUAUUAAGAUUCAUACCAGCUACCAACAGCCCAUUCUUCUAUCCCGAUCAUUAUGAUCUGCGACGUCUUCCUACAGCUCGAGGCUCGGAGGAAAGAGGGCUGUCGACGGUGUCGCGCUUUGUAACCUGUUCGCACCUUGGCGACGCACACGUGAGUCGUUGAUCUAGAAUUGUAUCAACUUCCCUGAAAACACCGUAACAGCUGGCAGGUCUGUGCACGUGCAUUGAAACGUGUUUACUCGUGGGGCUCGAUGACAAUCGAACGUGUCAAGACGCGAACACGUCAAGAACACGUGGAGUUUUUUUGUUAGAUAACAGACGAUUUGUUAAUAAAAAAUAUUUUCCUGUA
Molecule: messenger RNA, 1573 nt
Organism: Megalopta genalis
Lineage: Eukaryota; Metazoa; Arthropoda; Insecta; Hymenoptera; Halictidae
Cellular component (GO): membrane
Source: RefSeq, a predicted model, not a curated record